This is a messenger RNA of Scophthalmus maximus (turbot), 7844 nucleotides long. RefSeq names its product nodal modulator (gene nomo). NCBI's taxonomy places the organism in Eukaryota, Metazoa, Chordata, Actinopteri, Pleuronectiformes, Scophthalmidae. Gene Ontology annotation, cellular component: endoplasmic reticulum membrane. Gene Ontology annotation, molecular function: carbohydrate binding. The record is from RefSeq and is a predicted model, not a curated record.
GACUCUGGAAAAGUCAGUGUUGUCUUCCUGACGGCUCCCGGUGGACGGAGUCUGCUCGGCGAACCGCUAGCUAACCGCAAUAUUAAAUAAUAACAGUUCUCUCUGGAAAAGGAAACGAUGGAGGUCGACUCAGUAUUCUACACUGAUCGUAUUGGAGUCACCAGUAACCCUCUGCUGGACCAGUUGCCCAGCUACCAGUCGCUGCUGUACCGCAGGAAGUCGUCGACUGGUGGCGCCAAGCGAAGGGGCAGCUCCAGAACUCGGCUCAGCUCCUCCGGCAGCGGGAAAUGGGGCGUGAGCACGGUCAGCAGACAGGAAGAGAGGCAGAAGGCGCAGAUGGAGCAGAGACCCAUCAGGGAACUAGCCAAGACCAUGGCGGAGAAGCGCAGAGACAAGACGCAGCGCCUGGAGGAGGCCGGGGAGCUUAGCAGCUGGAGACAGUGGAGGCAGAGCACCCGCAGGAAUCUGAGGAGGCUGAAGGAUGAUGCCAAAGGCUGGCUGAGCUCCCUGCAGCUGUGGAGGGGAGAAAUCCAUGUGAUAGAGGGGAUGUUCGGCACGGGGAUCCUGUCUUACUUCUCCUUCCUGCGCUUCCUGGUCAUGCUCAACUUGAUCAUCUUUCUGGUCAUGUUCAGCUUCGUCAUGUUGCCCAUCAUCAUUGCCCCACUUGCUUCCGGGAAUACCACAUACAACCUGAAUGAUGGCAGUGUGUGCAGUGUGUAUCCAAGCAGUUCUCGGCGAGGCCUGGUCAUCUUCCAUGAACACAUUACCGAUCUGCUGUCUGGUGGAGGCUUCCUGGAACAGACCUAUCUUUUCUACGGCUACUACAAGGUGGACAAAAUCCAAUUCUCAAAAGCCACUUAUAAUUUGCCACUGGCAUACCUGUUGGCCACCGUGGCAUACCUGUUCCUCAGCCUCAUCUGGAUCGUUAAAAGGUCUGCCACGGGAUUCAAACGCAGCCUGGUUCAGGACGAGGAUCGCUUCCAGAGUUUUUGCAACAAGAUAUUUGCUGGCUGGGACUUCUGCAUCACCAACGACAACGCGUCAAGGCUGAAGAGAAGCAGUCUGCUUUAUGAGCUCAGGACGGAUUUGGAAGAAGAGAGGAUCAAGCAGAAGAUAGCGGAUCGCACCCGCAAAGAGAAGUGUCGGAUUUACGCCAUCCGCUUCCUCCUCAACCUUUUUGUCAUCGGUGUGUUGGCCGGUUGCUUCUACAGCAUUUAUGUUGCAACCAUCUUCUCCCAGGAAGCACAAUUAAAUAAAGCAAAGGGGAAUUUCAUUGUGGAUCUCAUCGACGAGUAUCUGCCGUCGAUUGUUAUCACCAUGGCCAACUUCAUCACCCCACUCCUCUUCUCCGUCAUCAUCAGCUUUGAGGACUACUCCCCCGCCUUCGAGAUCCGCUUCACUCUCAUAAGGUGCGUCUUCAUGCGGUUGACAAGUGUCGGAGUUUUGCUCUUCUCUCUCUGGUCGCAGAUCACUAAAUGUGACGAGGAGCCCUGUAUCUGUGGCUACAACCACUUGCUUUACUCUUGCUGGGAGACCCGGGUUGGACAGGAGAUGUACAAACUCACCAUCUUUGACUUCAUCAUCAUCGUCGCGGUCACCAUCUUUGUGGAGUUUCCCCGGAAGCUGAUCGUGAAGCACUGUGACUGUGGCCUGGCUAGGUGGUGGGGCCAGCAGGAGUUUGCCAUUCCUCAGAAUGUGCUCGAGAUGGUCUACGGUCAGACCAUCUGCUGGAUCGGCACCUUCUACUGCCCGAUGCUGCCCGCCAUCUGCACCAUCAAAUACUUCUUCAUCUUCUACAUCAAAAAGGUAUCGUUGAUGAAUAACUGCCGACCGGCCACGCGUCCAUUUCGCGCUUCUAGCGCCAACUUCUUCUUCCUCGCAGUGCUGCUGAUUGGCCUGGCUCUGGCCUGUUUGCCUGUCACCGUCAGCGUGGCACAAAUAAACUGUUCCCAGGCCUGUGGACCAUUUGUUAACUACACCACAUCCUGGGAGGUGCUGCCGACUACAGUCUCCCACAUGCCUGAUGGGGUCCAAACCCUGCUCUUCGCUCUCUCAUCAGAGGCCUUUGCAGUCUCCUUCUUUGUCGUUACGUGUUUGGCCAUGUUUUAUGUGAUCGCGCUAGCUGGAGCUCACAAGAGAGUCAUUAACCAGCUCAGGGAGCAGCUAGCCAUGGAGGGCCGUGACAAACGCUUCCUGAUCCAGAAGCUGUGCCAGGCCCAGAGGCCCUCAGCCAUCAAAUCUGCAGGGUCCAACGUUCGGCACCGCAGCAGCAGCAGCAGCAGCAGCUACCACACCAGCUUCUCCAACAAUUUCGACGAGGCAGUGUUCCUCGCACACUCACCUCCAGACUCCUCCACACAUCAGCUCAGCUGGUGCGGAACCGGAGGCAGCGUGCUGGCGGCUCGGGCUCGGGGGACAGCCGGAAAAGAAAAAGAAAAAAUGUUGCGAAUUACGAUCCGGGCUGACAUGGGAUCCCUGUGGGUGUUGUUCUGCAUCAUCUACUCGCAGUGCUGGACCGUGUCCUCCGACGACAUCGUCGUGGCGUGCGGGGGGUUCGUCAAGUCCGACGUGGAAAUCAACUACUCUCUCAUCGAGAUUAAACUGUACACAAAACAAGGAUCCUUGAAAUAUCAAACGGAUUGUGCUCCGAUCAAUGGCUACUUCAUGAUCCCGCUCUAUGACAAGGGAGACUUUAUUUUGAAGAUUGAACCUCCUCUCGGGUGGAGCUUCGAGCCAACCAGUGUCGACCUGCACGUGGACGGAGUUAGUGACAUCUGUACAAAAGAGGAAGACAUCAACUUUGUUUUCACUGGCUUUUCUGUCUCGGGAACGGUUCUGAGUAAGGGUCAUCUGCUGGGUCCGGCAGGCGUAGAAGUCACACUGAGCCGAGAGGGAACCGAGGAGAAACUCCAGGGUGUCGUCACACAGCCCGGAGGAAAGUUCACCUUCCUCAAAGUACUUCCUGGACAAUACGACAUCACAGCUUCCCAUCCCUCUUGGACUCUGGAGCAGAGUUCUACCUCAGUGCACGUCUCCAAUGCCAAUUCCCCGGCCGCUGACCAGCUGCUGGUUGGAGGCUACGACGUCUCGGGGGAGGUCCGCAGUGAUGGAGAGCCCAUGAAAGAGGUCACCUUCCUGCUGUACUCGGCCACAGUCAGGGGAGAGGACGUCGGUGGCUGUAACACAACCCCAGUGGAGGGGGCGGAUUCUGGGGACAGCUCCCUGGUCUACCUGUGCAGCGCUCUGUCCAGGGAAGAUGGCACUUUCAUGUUCCCGUCUCUGGCCAGCGGAGAGUACACUGUGGUACCUUUCUACAGAGGUGAGAGAAUCACUUUUGAUGUCGCUCCAUCUAGAAUGAAUUUCAAGGUUGAGCACAACAGUUUGAAGCUCGAGCCCAUCUUCCGAGUCAUGGGCUUCUCCGUGACGGGCCGAGUUCUCAACAGUGUCGAGGGGGAGGGUGUGUCUGAUGCCGCAGUGUCCCUCAACAACCACAUCAAGGUCGUCAGCAAGGAGGACGGCUCUUUCCGGUUGGAGAACAUGACAGCUGGUACCUACACCAUCCGCGUCAGCAAGGAGCUGAUGCUCUUCGAGCCAAUCACGGUGAAGAUUGCCCCUAACACGCCUCAACUUCCUGACAUCAUCACAGCAGGGUUCAGUGUGUGUGGCCAGAUCUCCAUCAGCCGCCUGCCUGAGGGCAUGAAGCAGCAGGGACGCUACAAAGUCACCCUGACACACCAGGGCCAAGACAAGACCUCCAGCCGGACCAUCGAGUCUGACCCUCAGGGGGCCUUCUGCUUUCAGGCCAAACCUGGAGACUACAGCGUCCAUGUGUCUCUCCCGGAGGCAGAGGUGAAAGCAGGCCUGGCUCUGCAGCCUCAAGCCCUGGAGGUCUCCCUGGUGGACCGGCCCCUCACUGACCUCCUUUUCACCCAGUUCAUGGCUUCUGUCUCUGGAAAAGUUUUCUGUCUCGCAUCCUGCGAUGACCUCUCGGUAAUCCUGCAACCAGUGAGUCGGCAGGGUGAGAGGAGGGCGGUAGCUCUGUCCGGCAGCAACGACAUCCUCAGCUACUCCUUUGACAACGUCCUGCCUGGAAAAUACAAAGUGAGUAUUUCUCAUGAGGAGUGGUGCUGGAAGCACAAGUCCAUGGAAGUGGAAGUUCUGGAUUCGGACGUCUUGGGGGUGGAGUUCAGACAGAUUGGCUACAUCCUGCGCUGCUCCCUCUCCCAUGCCAUCACUUUGGAGUUCUUCCAAGAUGGCAGCAAACCCGAGAACGUCGGCAUGUACAACCUCUCUAAGGGGGUGAACCGCUUCUGCCUCUCCAAGCCUGGUGUUUACAAAGUCACCCCUCGUUCCUGCCAUCAGUUUGAGCAGGAUUUCUACACCUAUGAUACCUCGGCCCCCAGCAUCCUCACCCUCACUGCAGUGCGGCAUCACAUGACUGGGCUCAUCACCACUGACAAGAUUCUAGACGUCACAGUUACCAUCAAGUCGUCCAUCGAGAGCGAGCCGGCGCUGGUGCUGGGUCCCCUCCGGAGCCUGGAGGAGCAGCGGCAGGAGCAGCAACUGCAAGAGAUCCAGCUCCGCCGCCAGGAACGGGAGCGCCGUGCCGCAGAGGAGGACGGAGGUGCGAGGGACGACAGCCCGCCAAUCCAAGAGAAGGCCGACGAGCUGACAGGCCCAUUCCACUAUGAGUUCUCCUACUGGGCCAGGGCAGGAGAGAAGAUCACAGUGACUCCCUCUUCCAAGGAACUGCUGUUCUACCCACCUGAAGUAGAGGCCACUAUCACUGGAGAGUCCUGUCCUGGUCGGCUAGUAGACAUCGCAGGGCGGGCCGGUCUCUUCCUGGAGGGCAAGGUCUCACCAGAGCUGCAGGGUGUAGAGAUCGCCAUCACUGAAAGAGGAGCCACUGCACCGCUCAUUACCGUGGCCACUAACGAGAAUGGAGCAUACAACGUGGGUCCACUUCACAGCGACCGGCAGUACGACAUCAGCGCCAGCAAAGAGGGUUUCAUCCUGAGUCCUGUGGAGGGAACCCAGGGGGAUUUCAAGGCGUUCGCUCUGGCUGGCGUCACCUUCAAGAUCCGAUCAGAGGACGGCCUGCCUCUGUCUGCGGUCCUGCUGUCUCUGAGUGGAGGACAGUUUCGCUCCAACCUUUUGACCCAGGACACUGGACUGCUCACCUUUAAUAACCUGAGCCCUGGUCAGUACUACUUCAAGCCCAUGAUGAAGGAGUUCCGCUUCGAGCCGGCGUCUCAGAUGAUCACAGUGGAGGAAGGUCAAAACCUCAGUAUCGACAUAACCGGCAUCAAGACUGCAUACAGCUGCUAUGGAGCGGUACAGUCUCUUAGUGGGGAUGCAGAGCGGGACGUCGCCGUGGAGGCGGUGGGUCAGGGGGAGUGUAGCCUCUACAGCGAGGACACCGUCACUGACGAGGAGGGCCGCUUCAGACUCAGGGGUUUGCUGCCGGGUUGUAAGUAUCUGAUCCAACUUCGCGCUGAGGGCAACGACCACAUCGAGAGGGCUCUGCCCCAACACAGAGCUAUAGAGGUUGGUAGCACUGACAUUGGCGGGGUCAACAUCAUCGCCUUCAGGCAGAUCAAUCAGUUUGACCUCAGCGGAAACGUCAUCACGUCCCCUGAACAUCUCCCAACACUAUCGGUGAAGCUGUAUAAGAGUGACAAUCUGGACAAUCCGAUCAACAGCGUCGCCCUGGGACAGUCGCUCUUCUUCCACUUCCCUCCUCUGGACAGAGACGGAGAGACCUAUAUUCUGAUGCUGUAUUCCACGCUGUCCCGCUCACAGUACGACUUCACCCUGCCCCAGAUCUCCUUCACGUCCACCGGCUACCACAAGCACAUCACGCUCACCUUCAACCCCACUCGUAAAGUGCCUGACCAGGACAUUGCCCAAGGCUCCUACAUAGCUCUGCCCCUCACGCUGCUGCUCCUCUUGGCAGCGUACAACCAUGAGAAGGUGAUCCCACUCCUGUUGCAGUUCGUGAACCGGGUCCAGGGAGUGAGGAGCAUGGCCCAAGCCAGCGGGGACAGUGCUGCCCUGGACGAAGCCAAACGCCAGGCCAAGAGACAGAAAACCAGGCGCACAUGAGGGACACAAACCACGGCUCACCUCAGGCCACACCUUUGUCCGCUAAACGGCACGCCGGCGCCCACAAGCCCCCCGACCCAGCGAACACUAAGACGGUCGGGUUCAACUGCUUCAGUAGCUGUGGCCGAUGGUGGGCACUGGUAAACUGUUUAGCUCGCUAAAGAUGUGCUCUGGCCCCGAGUGAAGCCCAACAUAAACCACUUGGUGUGCAUUGCCGCCACCUCAUCAGCCAAUCAGAUUCACCGGACUGAAAGCAUACAUUUUACAGGUUGUUUUGUGUGUUGUUGGGUUUUUUUUUUAGAACCAUUUUUUCUUCUUCUCCAGAACACUCAUUGUCUAAAGAAAUAUUGACGACAUUUGUGAUACAACAUGAGCCAUUUUUCUACCUUUGUAAUUUAUCUAUCUAGGUCUGCUUUUGUGUUUUGAAAGCACUUGCUUUUGAUCCUAACAUGGUUCAGGACCCUCAGUCACCAUGGGUAACCAUGUGUUGCUCCCCUACCAGCACUGGGGUCAGUUUUUUUUGUUUUUUUUCAGAAUUUAACUGGGAAUAAUUAGAUCUCAUUAGAGCCACCAGUGAUUUUUAAAAGAUUUUUUGGUAAAAAUUGAUUUGACUGGGCUCAAAUAAGGGUCAGAGUGACAAACAUUUGUCCAAAAAGAUUUUCAAAGCUUGUGGUUGUCAGCCUUUUAAACCUGUUGGGGGAAAAAAACAUGAGAAACUGAAGUCAAGAAUGUUCAAGUCAAGAAUCAUAUUUGAUUUUACACAAGUAACUUUGAAGAAAACCGAGUAUUUGUGCAUCAUUAUCAAUUAAUUAGAUUUUUAAAAAAAAACAUCAUUUCACAAGCUCCAAAUCUCGGCCACCCCACAUUUGAACCCAUUGAUUUGAUCUUAAACUGCGCUGACUGCUCUCCUGCCAUCACUAACGGGCGACUGUGUAACUGCAAACCACGAGUGAUGGACGGCCAAAGAUGUUGACGAGCUUUCUGCCGUUGACGGCCACAUCACUGAAACACACUCCCUCCACGCCCUGAUGGUUUUUUAUAAGCUGCUCAGCAAGAUGCAAGAUUGACUCGAUGUCAGCUUCUCCGUCAUCUCGGGGAGCCGAGGGUGGGUAAGAUGCUGGAAAUUUCGGUCUGAAAAUUUGGAAGGACAGUUUUUUUUUUUUUUUUUGUAGGGGCGGGUGGGGUGGGUGAGCUAUAUGGGGCUUACUUAUAGUUGAUUAAUUUAUUAACAAGUCUAAUCAGAUGUGAAUGUCUUACAAAAGUGUUGCUGUGUUUUGAGUGAUAUGCUGUCAGAUGACGGGCCAAGUGGGAACGUAAAAUUUAGAAAAAGACUCCGCAGAUCUAAAAAAAAAAACGAGCGAGUGAGAACAUCCACAAAGGGUCGGCCGCGACUCGGACAGAUAAGGCAGAAUUGUCAUUUCGUGAAGCUCAUUGUCUCGCCGCUCCGCCGCGAGAUGCACUGUGAAAAAGCUACGGAGCCCAAUUAUUUUUUUUCUGUCUUCAGUUCAUCUGCCCUGAGUUGUGGCUGACUUUCACUGAAAGAUGAAAAGGCCACUGACUAUUUACUGAGCUGAAAGAUAUUCCAAUUAGUCCACGUUUAGGGGGGAAGUUGAUUAGUUUGGGUGGGGUGGGAAAGGGGGGUGGGGGUGGAUGGGUGUAAUUGUCAUUUGGUCUGAAUCAGAAUCUCUAUUUCUUUUUUUUCUUUUUGAGAUAAUGAAUAAAGUUUGACUGGAAGUAAA